This is a messenger RNA of Diceros bicornis minor, 6319 nucleotides long. Its product is annotated as KIAA1328 ortholog. Lineage: Eukaryota; Metazoa; Chordata; Mammalia; Perissodactyla; Rhinocerotidae. The record is from RefSeq and is a predicted model, not a curated record. The transcript has 11 exons. The coding region runs from base 94 to 1953 and encodes 619 amino acids.
CGGGCCUCUGCGCCGUGCGGCCAAUGGGGACUGGGCCUGGAGGCCGGGGCGGAGCGGCCCCAGGGCGACGCCCGGAGUGGCGGUUGUUUCAAGAUGGCGGACGUGGCGGGCCCCUCCCGCCCCGGCGCGGCGGCGUUCUGGAGCCGGGACUUUUCUGAUGAAGAACAAUCAGUAGUAUAUGUUCCAGGAAUUUCUACGGAAGGAAAUAUCAGAUCAAGACACAAGAUGAUGAGUCCAAAAGCUGAUGUUAAACUUAAGACUUCCAGGGUGACUGCUGCUUCAAUCUCCAUGGAGUCUUUAAAAGGUGCAGGAGAUUCCAUAAAUGAACAGAAUUUCUGCAGGGGAGGAAUAAAGAGUGCAUCACUGAAGGAUUUAUGUCUUGAAGACAAAAGACGCAUUGCAAACUUAAUUAAAGAAUUGGCCAGAGUAAGUGAGGAAAAGGAAGUGACAGAAGAACGACUCAAAGCUGAGCAGGAAUCAUUUGAGAAGAAGAUCAGGCAGUUGGAAGAGCAGAAUGAACUGAUCAUCAAAGAAAGGGAAGCUCUUCAGCUACAGUAUAGAGAAUGCCAAGAACUUCUAAGCCUCUAUCAGAAAUAUCUAUCAGAACAACAAGAGAAACUCACCAUGUCUCUCUCAGAACUUGGUGCUGCUAGAAUGCAGGAACAACAGGUAUCCAAUACGAAAAGCACUCUCCGGUCUUCCUCUGUAGAACUGGAUGGUUCCUACUUGAGUGUAGCCAAACCACAAACCUACUAUCAAACCAAGCAAAGGCCUAAGUCUGCAAACCAGGACCCAGCUUCAGAAUCCCUUGUGGAGUUUAGGAAUAAUUCUUUGAAACCAGCAGCCCUUCAUUAUCCCAGAGAGGAUCUAGACAGGGUGCAGUCAGAGACCAGAACAUGUAAUUAUGGAUCCCCAGGGAGAAAACUAGUAGAUGCAGUCCCUACAGAGAAAGCUCCACCAGAGGAAUUGAAGAUGAAGGAAUGCCAACACCUUAAGCCUGCUCCCUCUAGUCAGUGUUGUGAUCAUAGACUUUCUGAAAAUGCAGAUCAUGUUCAUGACAGCCAUCCUACAAACCUGGCACCUCAAUAUUCCAAGACACGUCCAGAAUCAUGCAGUUAUUGUGGGCUUCCCUGGGCAUCUCUGAUGCAUGGCCGAGGGGCACUUCAGCCUAGUGAAACUGAUGUCAAAAAGCAACUCUCAGAAGAUAGAAGGCAGCAACUUAUGCUUCAGAAAAUGGAGCUGGAAAUUGAAAAGGAGCGCCUUCAGCAUCUGCUCGCCCAGCAGGAGACAAAGCUGCUCCUAAAACAGCAGCAGCUUCAUCAGUCUCGACUGGAUUAUAAUUGGUUAAGAACUCAAGCUGUAUUUAAGUCAAGAGAACUGGUUGCUCAUAAAGAGCUUGCUAAACCCCAAGAGCUCAAUCUGGAUAUGAAUGGUCGUGACUCUGGACCAAGUUUAUUGAAGUCAAAAUGUGAUGGCUGGCUGCUUGGAACAUCACCAUCCAUCAAAAAGUACCAAGAGUCCACUAACAGUGGAGAGAAUAGAAGUGAAAAGAAGACAGUUGGGUUUCAGUCGCAUAUGGAAGAUGAUGCCCUGUGGACAUGUCAAAAGAAAGAUACGUAUCGACCCCAAAGAGGGACAACAUCAGGAGUUGGAAAAGAUGCGUCCACAUCUCCAAUGACAACAGGAAACCAAAAGCAGCUUGUAACCACAACCACAUCACCGUUCCAACACAACUCCUCCCGGUAUGAGACAUCUCUGUUGGAUUUGGUUCAAUCUCUGAGCCCAAAGUCUACUUCCAAACCUCAGCCCCAUCCCUCCAGAGAAGUUGGGGCCUGGAAUCACAGUACUCGCCGACUCAGUCCUCUAAAAUCAACCUGGAACAAGAUGGGGGCAGGCAGGACCCCUGAAGACCUAGAGGAAAAGCAAAUUCUGGAAGAUAUCUUUUUCAUUUGACACUGAAGCACAUGCUGCAAAAUUUCCACCAGAAAUAUGUGGGUUUCCUUGUAUACUGAUCUAGGAUUUUAAAUUAUUCAAUUGCAAAGUAAUAGUGUCUCCCCUUUUGCAGGGAUCUAUCCCACUAGCAUCCUGUUAUGUAUUGAAUAUAGAAAUCAUUCUAACAACCCAGGGUGUUUUUGAUCAGACCAGUCAGUAGAUAGUACAUUAAGGGGGUGGAGGUGGAGGGCAGUAUCUUUUCUAUGACACGCAGAGAUUAGAAAAUUAACAUAGGACAUGUUAAUUUGUUAAUAUGCCAUAUGCAUGGCAGAGGCAUAUUCAGCAUCAUUUCAAGAGUGUUUCCUUUUCAAUAUUUUGCUGGAAAAGUUUGGCUCUCUUUCGUACACGAGGAAAACCUUUCCUCUGAAAGACCCCUCUAAUUUAAAAGUGACCCUUUGUAAUGUAAGCAAUUUCAGACAGACAGACCCUUUUACCUGUCCACCCUGUUCUCUCACCACUUACCUCUAUCUAAGUGUAGUCAUUUAAUUCUGAAGUUAUAGUUGGUGCCCCUACUGUCACAAGCAGCACUGAGGACCAAUUGCCAGUCCGUCUUAUAAGUCAUCAGCCUGGCACCUGCCCAUCCCAUAACCAAAAGGGCUCAAUGGGCUAGAGGCAGGGACCCAACCAACCCUUGGAAACUGGCAUUAAAUCACACAACAGAGUGACUGCCCUAGGGAAAUCCAGUGGAGGCACAAGCCUAAAACCUUUUCCUUCCAUCCUCACAUUUCCCAGGAUAAAUAAGAGCAAUCUUAGUAUUUUUUGUUGACCAAAGUAUCUACUUUAUUCAUCCUUAUGAACUUCCUUUGACUGUGUCUGGGGAAAAUGCCACUAGAAGGAGAGUACCAUCCAGCUGCUGCAGACUGAUAGGCUUUCCCUGGCCUUCCCUCUCACCCCGUGAGGAUCAAAGGCACUGGGUUGACCAGGCCUUGCACAUGCUCUCCUCAGGGCCACUGUCCCAUGGCCCCAAAGAACCAUCUCUGCUUGCCAGAUUAUGCUCCACCACCCCAAGCAGAGUGUCCCCCAACCCUUUCCCACUGGGCCUCACUCUGACGCAGAGAAAGCCUAUGGAAGAAGUCUACUCGAGAUCUCCUUCUCUCUCUGUUCUACUCAGCAGAGCUCUUGAGAUGGGUCCUUCAGCUUACCCUGAGCUCUAGUAGCCUCUCAAGCUGAUGGGCAAUAUGAUGAGCCUACUAGAGCCAGUGAGUUUAAAACUUUCCAGUCAUUGGAAGCAAGGAGAAGAUAUAGCCCCAGAUGUGUAUUGCUCAAUGACUUUAUCUGAUCCAGAGAGUGUUGCUUUUUUUUCUCUCUCUUUCUUUUUCCCCAACCCCAGGUUUGAACUGGGACAAAGACUCUUUGUCAGUCAGUAUUGGUAGCCAAGGUCAGCCCGCUCAGGGCAGCACUUAGUGAGCCUGCAUGGCUUCCCUAAAUUCCUUAUCAAAACUAGAGUACUUCAGCCUACAAAAGCCUUGUUGAGCAGCUUCCUUGUCUGGAUAGCUUCAAAUCUGAUUGUCUCUUCAGGCUGAGGCCCUGUUGCCUCCAACCAGCCUUCCUUCACUUGGGUCUUUUUGUUCUUUAGAGGAGAGAAGAAUGGAGACUACGGAUACCAUAUUCUUAAUCUGAGGUAAACAUAAGGUCAGAACCAACUAGUUGUAGUUAUUCACCUGAAAAGUUGAAAAAUCAUUGCAGAUUAUAUCCUUUUAAAGUUCACCCCUGUGAGAGUAACUGAAUUAGUUUCAUCCCAUUUCAGAAAGCUUUGGGAAAAUGGAGCUUUCUUUGGUGUGGCAAAAAUGGGUAGAAGCAAACUGAGACCCUCGGCCAUUUUCUCAGUUAAAGUUAGGUUUCCAGAACUAUCUUUUUCUUGCUCCAUGUGUCAUGACCACCUUAAGUAAUCCGACUCCCUUGGAUCAACCAUAACCACACUCACCCGUUUUGGACACCAGUGUCCUUACUGCUCUCCAGAGUAAGGAUGCCAGAAGGACCAAGAAAAGGAUUAUGAUUUCUUCAGGAAGCUUGUUUGCCUUUAGAAGAAUCAUAAACAGGAUCUGAACUAAAGGCUUUUUGGAGGUCAUAUGCCAGAGAAUGGAGUUUAACUGCUUCUUUACUUCCCCCUGAAUGAGCAAUUUGGAAGGGCAAAGAUGGAUUUUCAGCGGAGUGUCAGUUAACAUAUUUUUCUUAUGCCACAUCCCUCCACUAGUUGCCUUUGUCUGUCCUGUAGGCAUUUCCUGAGUGUCAGGGCAACAGGAUGUGAAUUGUGUCUAAUUUCACGUCUUCAUUAUGAAUUGAACAGUAUAUGUAAACAUUUUAAUCUGUGUCUUACUUUGAGAUAUAGACAUAUAUAUAUGAAAAGGUUGUCAUACAGCCUCGAGGCUAUUGUAGACCCUGGAGGCUUAACCUAAUUGCAGACUAACCUACCAAGAGAAGGUCAGAAAGGAAUCUACCUUUCCUCCCUGUGACGUGCUCUCGACAGUGACUGGUUGGGAUUUGUUUGCCCAGCCUCCAGCCACUUCCCCAAAGCAAGAUGAGACACAUACUAGGGGUGCAGCUGAUAGUGCUACCACGUUGCCCACGCUGCUUCCCACCAUUCUGCGAAAGAAAAACCAAUCAGUGUUUGCAAAAUGGAAAAGGACGAAGUGUCCAUUGAAGCUCCUUAAGUAGGGCCCAAAGUGCUUGAUUUAGAAAACAAAGGUUAAUCAAGGAAAAGCUUUUGCUGACAGUCACCCUUCCAGGAGGCACACUUGUGUUUAUCCAUACCUGACCCCAUGGUGGGGACUUGUCUAGAGUACCCAAAUGUCAUGGGGAGGGAGGGGCUCUCUCCUCCUUCAGAGCCACUCUUUUCACUUGGCCUGCUUCCAGCACCAUGGUUCAUACGAGAGAUUUGCUGGCCAGAGACCCUGGGAAGGGACAGGCCUAAAGGAGCAGAGCCAGAUGAAGUCUGUGGUCAUUAGGGAGGUGGGGGCUAUGGAAGACUCCUCCCAGCUCACGUUUCAUCCUCACCUCAGUGUGUGUUGUGUUUAACGUGGGCAAAUGUUGAUAUAAAUAUGAGAUUUUAAGUUAAUAAAUUAUCUCUAUGACCAUUUUCCCCAUGUGGGUUUGUUAUUGAAUUGUCCCUUGAACAUCCCUCAUCAGGUCAGUGUGGCACAGCUUAAAAGCAAGACCAGUGCCCCAGGUUAUCAAAAUGUUAUUUUCCUGAGUACUUGUUAAAACUGUUAAAACAACAGCAGCUUGUGGUCCAUGGAGAGAAAGGAAAUGGUUUGCCACAUUGUAGUAGGUUUUCCUGGCUGACUGCAGCCCACUCCAUCACACGGACACCAAGCCUCCUCUCAGUCGUGUGGUUACUGGAAUGGAAGGUUCAAUCUCUGCGCACCUCUGAGUCCGUUCUCUGUGCCUAUCCCCAAAACUGCUCAGCGAGGAAGAAAUAUCACAGCACUUGGAGACAGGAAACAUGGUCCUGCCCAGUUGGCUUUAGGUACUGGGAGAAUGUAGGUGAGGGCUAGAGUGCCUGAAAUACCCAGUUCUAAGAUCACACCUAUGGAUUCAACUAAGGCAGGCAGAGACCCUGUCUUGCCCCCUGCUCCUCAAGCCAGCCUGGCACCUCCACCUGAGCAAGGAGACUUUGCAGCUACCCUUCCUUCAGAGGCAGAAGUGGCAAGAACAGAAUCAUCACUCAACCAGCUCCCAAGCUGAAAAUGAAAUAAGUAAAGUUUGCCCCAAUUGUCAUAAGGUGACCCUUGAGUCUGGGAACAAAGCUGGAGAUGAGUGGGGUGAGGGUGUCACCCUACUCCUCAGAGGAAGAAUGACCUGGCAGCUAGAGGACCAGUUUCAUAAAUUAGUUAUCAGUUGCAUGGUUUCUCAGACUUGCUGUUCAAGGUGGGUGGUUCCUAGACCCCUAGGGUUCCAUUGUUCCAUUCAGAAGUGGAACCUUCUAACCUCUCAAGCUUCAGCUUCACAGCUAUCUUUCCUCCCUGUUUACCUCCACCACUCACACACUCAGGAUUGAGUAAGCACCUAGAAAAUGCUCUGAGCCUUGUCCAUCUCCACUCCCCCUCCCGCUGUCAUCCCACCACCUUCCAGAGUCACAGAAUUCUAUGUCUGGAUUGGACCUUAGAGCCCAUAUAAUCCAUCACUUCCAUUUUACAGAUGAAGAAAGUUCUGAAAAAAGUUAUUGUCUGAGCUCCCACAUCCUGUCAGUGGCAGGUCUUGCUACCAAGCUGGUACCCUCCCCACUAUAGUACAUCACUACCAUAAUCUGGUGUUCAAAGAUCAACAUUUUUAAGAAUCUCAACUAGAACUGAACGUUCCACCACCAUCUCUCAGAAAUGAGCUCUCA